Molecule: messenger RNA, 1371 nt
Organism: Brugia malayi
Lineage: Eukaryota; Metazoa; Nematoda; Chromadorea; Rhabditida; Onchocercidae
Gene: Bma-mboa-1
Exons: 11
Coding region: 1-1371 (456 amino acids)
Biological process (GO): cholesterol metabolic process
Cellular component (GO): endoplasmic reticulum membrane
Source: RefSeq, a predicted model, not a curated record
AUGUCAAUUGAAAUGGAAAAGCAUACAAAUAAACAAUUCAGAAUGAAAGAAUUUCAAGAACGUCCAUCUUUGUUGACAACACUUUUGACGCAAACAGAUUUGUCAUGUUUAAAGAAUUUCUUCUGCGCCAUGUUUUUCCUAUUAUUCUUGAAAACAGUAUUUGAAGAUAGCGUAUCUCACGGGAAUCCAGUGCAUCAUUUAUGGCUGAUAAAAUGGAAUUUCAACAAAUUACCGAUAACUUUAAUAUUCUGGUGUUUAUUAGCAGGUAGUACGUUGCUUAUUUAUUAUAGCUUGCAAUUCUGGAGUAGAAGACCAUGCAAAACGGAACCAAUGAAAGAUUUUAUCAUUUUAUUGUUUCUCUAUAUUAUCUAUUUAUGUGCAUUAUUCUAUUGCUGUUUUCGAUUUAUUUUAACGAUGCAACUCGAAUGUGCUUGCACCUUUAUUGUAACCUGCGAAAGUACACGCAUUUCAAUGAAAGUUCAUUCUUUUAUACGUGAAGUAUACUCGUUGGCAGUCCGUUUAAAAAUUGAAGCUGGUAAAACUGAUGGUCUCAAGGAUGAUGACAUUCCGGAAAAAUAUCCAACACUUGAGCAAUACGUUUAUUUCUUCUUCUGUCCCUCAUUAGUCUUUCGUCAAUCUUAUCCCAGAAAUUCAAAUUGCAAUUGGCAAGCUGUAAAAAAUUAUGCACAAGAGAUUAUUAUUAUUAUUUAUUGCGUGGAUCUUAUUUUUAUACAAAUGAUAUUACCUCAAUAUGAGAAAGAGAAUGUUACGGCAGUUAACUUUUCAGCAAAAGUAAGUAAUAUAUUUAAUUCGAUAACAGCUGGUGCAUUAUGUUUACUAUUACUCUUCUAUGGUUUACUACAUUGCUGGUUGAAUAUGUUUGCAGAAUUAUUGCGUUACUCAGAUCGACAAUUUUAUUUGAAUUGGUGGAGUUCAAAAUCGAUGGCUGAAUAUUAUCGAUUUUGGAAUUUAGUUGUACAUGAAUGGCUCUAUGCUUAUAUUUAUCGAGAUAUUUCACAGAUGAUUGGAGGAAAGAAAGGUCUUUUCAUUGCUCAAACAAUGGUAUUUUUCUUUUCAUCAAUAUUUCAUGAGUACUGGUUUGGUUUGGCUUUAAGAAUGUUCUAUCCUAUCAUAUUCACCUUAUAUUUCAUUUUCGGAGGAAUUUUCUAUUCGUUAUCACAAUUUAUCACUUCAAAACAAAUUUGGAAUAUAGCAAUGCAUACAAAUUUAUUAAUUGGUACUGGAUUAUUUGUAUCGUUGUACAGUGAAGAAUGGUAUGCUAGACAACGUUGUGAUCCAUAUUUUAAUCAUUUUAUUCUUGAUUUUAUCAUACCUCGUCAUUGGUUCUGUCAAACAUUAAACGAUCGAUAA